AUGUUGGCAGGAGGAAUAUGGUGUGUGUACGAUGCUCCAGGAUACUGCCCUUAUUAUUCUGCAAUUUGGACAUCAGUAUCAUAUCUCGUAAAUUCCUUGAUAGGUACGAUAGCUGGCAAGCGUGCUACAAUAAAUUUUUUCGUUGCUUAUUUGGUUCUGUCAUUAGUAUGCAUGAUGAUGUGUACAGUCAGCGCUGCAAUUUCUGCUAGAAAUUGGCAGCUGACUGGUACUUACCAGCACCCUAAAAUUGAUCGCAAUCAAGCAUUUUGCGUGAUUGGUGAGCAUGACAUUCCACGCUUACGAUAUAUUUUCACGCAAGUUAAUCGGUAUGAUUUCAAACAAUGCUUAUUUCAGUUAAAAAUAGGCAUUGCUAUCAAUACUCUACAGUUUAUUGUUGCUAUUAUACAAGCUAUGCUUUGUUUUGUUUCGUCUAUUAUGUGUUGUAAACGAAUAUGCACGAAGUGUUUUGGGGCACAACUUUGA
Thelazia callipaeda (thelaziosis nematode) is the source of this 483-nucleotide messenger RNA. Lineage: Eukaryota; Metazoa; Nematoda; Chromadorea; Rhabditida; Thelaziidae. The record is from the annotation of a GenBank genome assembly.